AUGACCACCAUUAAUAUCCCGCCGUCUUCUCCUUUCUCGCGAAGAGUAUCGUUCAACAACCUAGACCCUGAAUCUAUCGACCCUGCCUUCACUAAAGUUGCAUCUUCAAGUGAGCAAAUUACGUUUAAAAACCCGACUUUCGGCUACGGAACCUCGCUCGUGAAUGAUAUCUCCAAGGCCUACAAUUCAGCUUCUACAUUCGUACCUACCCGCCGCCGCUCGAAAUUACCUGAUGCUCCAUCGAAGUCGAUUUUGAAGAAUAAACUCUCCCAGCAGCAAUUGCAAUAUAACAUUGAAAAUGCUACCUCUUUGGGGAUAUCCUACCAUGGAGAUCUCAACGAUUUGGCAGACCACCCACCAGACCAUGUCCCCAAAUCGGAAGUGGCCUAUGUGGAGGGGUCUGCUAUUGACGACGACGACUAUGACGAUGAAGACAACGAGGAAGAUCCAGUAAACGCCCCUCCUCCUCGCAGAAAACUGUACUCCGGAAUGACAGACGAAGAAUUGAUGGCAUUGGAUCCUCAGUUCACAACAACAAAACCAAAAGUGUCCCUGGUGGACCAAUUCAAGUUUGACCUGCAAACCACAUAUUACCUUCCAGCAAAACGUACCUCCGUACUGGGACCGUCGGCCACCUCGUCUACUCCAAGGCUGGUGUACCCAUCCUCCAAUGAGAACAACUACAAAUCCAUCUCAUUGACUCUGAAACAUACCCAUUACGAGCUGGUUGAGUCAAAGCGUACUCUUUUGACUAUUAUCUCUGGACGAAAGCAUUCGUGGAAUUCCCUUGAUUGGCUCGUCAUGCCAAUUCCUGGAACGGAUAUACCAACAUUUUUACAAAAUGGUGACUAUUUGGUCGUCACAGCGCUUCUUCCCACAAAAACUACUGUAUCUGGUGAAAAACGUCGGGGUAGUACUCUGGCGGAAGAAUUAACAUACUACAAAAAAUGUGAAAACAUACUAAACUAUAUCAUAAGGAUACUUCCAAGGCAAGAGUUGAAACUCAAAAUUACUGUGGAAUUUGUUUUAGAGCCUCCUCCGAUGAACGCAAUGGCCACCAAGAGUCAGCUUCGAGGCAUGAAGCUACUUCUUACUAAAAUCUACAACCAAUAUCAUCCCACUAUGGUGGUGGUAGGGAACCGGUCUACUAAUCUCAACUUCAAGUAUCCUCUUCGAGUCAGAAAAACCUCAUCUGCAAUACCCACUUCACCACCCCCAAACCGGCCAUUUGGAGGGCCCAAGAUCAAUGACCGUUACUUAAUCAAACUCAGCUCCUACCUUGUCAAAUACUCGACGGUGCCUGUUAUUCUAGUUGGAAACAAGUGUAGCUUUCUAUGGUCUACCAGGCAAGCGAGGAGGAAGGGAAGUGCAAUUUCACAAAACUCUUCAGAUGACGACGACUCGCUUGAAUCUGACAUCAAGUCGUUUUCAGGGAAGACCGAACUGGAAACGACUUUAUUUAACACGGUUACCAGCAUCCGGGAGUCAGACUCGGAAACCAGGUUUAAAGAACUUGCCAUUCUUAUUUCAGACCGGUCUCUUGAAGACUCUAGAAAUUAUCUCGAGUCAUUAAAGACGAGAGAUCUGGAAGGUAAUUCGAUCAAAUUUGACGAGUCAGUGGAAUUCAAUAGCAAGAUCCACUCGAUUUACAAGUCGCAAUCGAACAGCCUGUUGGCACGUACAAAUGGGGAGGGCGCCUACAAAGUAAAAUCAUUGAUAUCGUACGACCCGGUGGAAGAGAAGAAAAAUGAAGAGAUACGAAACUCAAAAAAGUUGGAAAAGAUAAAGUCUUCCACGUCUUCAAAGGUUAGUGCGGUGAGUUCCCGCGAGUCCUCCAGCUCCAGCCAAAAGGUCAAGCCUAAGAAAUCUUUCUGGAAAAAGAUUGGUAUUAAGAAACUGUGA
Molecule: messenger RNA, 1902 nt
Organism: Meyerozyma guilliermondii ATCC 6260
Lineage: Eukaryota; Fungi; Ascomycota; Pichiomycetes; Serinales; Debaryomycetaceae
Exons: 1
Coding region: 1-1902 (633 amino acids)
Source: RefSeq, a predicted model, not a curated record